AUGUGGAGUAUGAUUCCUGAAUUCCAACAAAGAGUUCAGCAAGAGUGGAAGAAGGAAAUACAAGGCACAAGGAUGUAUCAACUAGUAGGGAAGCUCAACAGAACAAAGGGGGUGUUGCUGAAACUAAAUAAAGAAAGAUUCUCAGAUGUAGAAAAGAGAGAAGAAGAAGCAAUGGAGCAACUGACAGAAUGUCAAAGGAAGAUCCAAAAGGACCCCAGGAAUAGAGACCUAAUUGAUGGAGAAAUUCAAUUAAUGAAAGAAAGUGCUAGAUGGAAGACAUCUAGAGAACAGUUCCUGAGGCAGAGAAGAUAUUCACUAUCAAGGAUGCUGAAGGGAAUGAGGAAAAAGGGAUUGAAAGCAAAGGCAUUCACAGACUUUUAUACAAAGCUACUAGGUGAAAAGAAAGGUAAUAGAAAGCAUGUAUGCAGCAGCUUAGUAAAGAAAGGGCCAGUAGUACAGAAGGAGCAAAGAGCACUCCUUAAAGCAGCAAUCACAGAUAAGGAGAUCAAAGAAGCACUCUGGGAAAUAGGAGGUGAUAAAGCACCAGGACCAGAUGGAUAUGUGGCUCAAUUCUUUAAAGAUUGCUGGCAGUGUAGGAGAUUAUACAUCAAUUGCAUGCUGCAACACAAUCUACAAGAUCAUCUCAAAGGUGUUGUGCAACAAACUCAAAGGAGUGCUUCCAACUAUAAUAUCAGAGAAUCAGAGUGCCUUUGUGGAGGGCAGAAAUAUAGAAGAACAAAAAGCUGCCUAAUAAAGAUUGAUCUCAAAAAAGCUUAUGAUACUGUGGAGUGGGGGUUUGUGGAAGAGAUGCUCUAUGCUUUAAACUUCCCUACAAAAUUCAUUAAGUGGACAAAGGAAUGCAUGACAACCACUCAGUAUUCAAUUGCUAUAAAUGGUGAGGUACAUGGAUGUAUAGAGGGGAAAAGGGACCUAAGACAAGGUGACCCAAUAUCACCACUCCUCUUUGUGAUCUGCAUGGAGUAUUUUACUAGAAUUAUGCAAUGGGUAGCAACACAUGAGGGAUUUGCCUUCCACACAAAGUGUAAAAGCCUAAAGCUGAAUCACCUAUGCUUUGCAGAUGAUGUUCUGAUGUUCUGCAAAGGGGAUUACCACAGCAUCAUGUUAUUGUUGAGGGGAUUGCAAACAUUCACUAAUGCUUCUGGUCUGAGUACAAAUGCAGGGAAAUCAAACAUAUAUAGUGCAAACAUGGACAAACAAUGCCUGGAGAACAUAUGUGAAAUAACAGGAUACAAGGAAGGGGUUAUGCCAUUCAGAUACCUAGGAGUUCCUAUAGCUGCAAGGAAAUUAAUUGUUGGUGGAGAGACUAAGCACAAGAAUUCACUCAUGGGGAUCAAGGUGUCUGUCAUAUGCAGGAAGAGUGCAAUUAAUAAAUUCUGUGCUGAUUAA
This is a messenger RNA of Nicotiana attenuata, 1407 nucleotides long. RefSeq lists its product as uncharacterized. NCBI's taxonomy places the organism in Eukaryota, Viridiplantae, Streptophyta, Magnoliopsida, Solanales, Solanaceae. The record is from RefSeq and is a predicted model, not a curated record. Bases 1 to 1407 code for a protein of 468 amino acids. The transcript is spliced from 4 exons.